CCAUACGUGUCGCCAAAAACUGUAUCAGAGCCAUCACAACCUCCACGUGUACUGACCUAACUCUUCAAUUGAGCUUCUUCUCCACGCUCUUCCAUCAAACCACCGCCACUGCUGCCACUCCCACAACCACCACUGCAAAAAAAAAAAAAAAAUGGCCCUUUCAUCACCAGAAGCCACCAAUCUAAACACUGCAAAAAUCCCAGAAAACCCCUCCUCCCCAUGCUCCAUACACCUCCAAAAACUGCCUCACUUAACAGACUAUCUUCCAAACCUUAAACCACUACCAAACCCUUUGGAGAAGAAUACUUUAUAUCACCCACCAGCAGGCUUUUACAUCAAUCAAUCUGAAGUAGUCCUUGGCAAGAUCAUCGUAGACUUGUCUGCUGACAGUGAAGCUGUGAGUUCCCACUCACCCCAAGUGGCUUACAACAGAGCUGGUCCGCGCUGGCAAGUCUUUUUUGAGCCAAAAGAUAUCAAAGCUGCCAUUGUUACAUGUGGGGGACUGUGUCCUGGCAUGAAUACAGUGAUCAGGGAACUUGUUGUUGGGCUGUGGGAGAUGUAUGGAGUGCGUCAGAUUUAUGGGGUGACAGCUGGUUAUAGAGGGUUUUAUUCUAGAGACCCUAUUGAGCUUAAUCCAAAGCUGGUGCAUAAUUGGCACAAAUUGGGUGGUACAGCUCUUGAGACCUCCAGAGGUGGUUUUGAUCUUAAUAAAAUUGUGGAUGCCAUUGAACAUCACGGUUUUAAUCAGGUGUAUAUAAUUGGAGGAGAUGGAACAAUGCGUGGAGCUGUGAACAUAUUCAAUGAAAUUCAACGUCGAAAACUAAAUAUUGCAGUUGCUGGAAUUCCCAAAACAGUUGACAAUGAUAUUGGCAUCAUUGAUAGAUCAUUUGGAUUUCAGACAGCAGUCGAGAUGGCCCAGCAAGCAAUCAAUGCAGCUCAUAUUGAGGCUGAGAGUGCAGUUAAUGGUAUUGGCCUGGUGAAGUUAAUGGGUCGAAGCACAGGUCACAUAGCCCUCCAUGCCACAUUGAGCAGCCGUGAUGUGGAUUGCUGUUUAAUUCCUGAAAUCGAUUUUUACUUGGAAGGAGAAGGAGGAUUGUUGGAGUUUCUGGAGAAACGACUGAAAGAGAACGGACAUGCAGUCCUAGUUGUUGCCGAGGGAGCUGGGCAGGAUAUGAUACCAAGAACAGAGGCCCAAAAAGAAGAGAGGGAUGAGUCCGGCAACCUAGUGUUCUUAGACUUUGGUGCGUGGUUAAAGUCAGAGCUUAAGAACUGGUGGACAAGAGACCAUGCAAACGAGUUGUUCACAGUGAAGUACAUAGAUCCCACGUACAUGAUCAGGGCAGUGCCUGCAAAUGCUACAGAUAACUUGUAUUGCACUCUUGUAGCAUACUCGGCAAUUCACGGUGUAAUGGCAGGAUACACUGGAUUUGUCUCUGGUCUUAUCAAUGGAAAUUAUGCAUAUAUCCCAGUGGAAGAGGUUGCUCAUGCUAGGAAUGAAGUUAACACAAAAGACCAUAAAUGGGCAUGGGUGAGAUCUGUUACCAAUCAGCCUGAUUUUGUCAAGCCCUAAACGUCAUUCAAGUGUAUGCUAAUAAAAUCACUCUCUACUCUGUUUUCUAGUAAAAUCCGAGUUCAUUCCCUAAACAUUGCUCGUCCGUGCAUGCUUGCAUGGUUUGGUCAGGAAUUAAUGGUGUUUUAUUAUUAUUAUUA
This is a messenger RNA of Populus trichocarpa (black cottonwood), 1710 nucleotides long. RefSeq names its product ATP-dependent 6-phosphofructokinase 2. Gene Ontology annotation, molecular function: 6-phosphofructokinase activity; ATP binding. Gene Ontology annotation, biological process: fructose 6-phosphate metabolic process; glycolytic process. Gene Ontology annotation, cellular component: cytoplasm. The record is from RefSeq and is a predicted model, not a curated record. Lineage: Eukaryota; Viridiplantae; Streptophyta; Magnoliopsida; Malpighiales; Salicaceae. Bases 152 to 1570 code for a protein of 472 amino acids. The transcript has 2 exons.